AUGCCACGACGUACCUCAGGUCGUAUCUGGUCGAAAGGAUCUGCCACUUCCCAGAGCUCCACCUCAACCCGCAGCGACCAGUCCAGCCAUUCCAGCAACUCCAGUCACACCCAAUAUACCACUCUCACGUCUUGUAGCGAUACCAAGCCUGUCGUCAAGCAUUACCACAACUACGAGGAGCGUGAGAUCGUCGACGAGCCCUUGGACUAUCUCGACGAGCACGAACACGACCCCCGAGCAUCAACAGAAACAUAUACCUCAACAAUCGCCUCUGAGACUGAUUCAUCAAGACCUCCAAGCCUAUGUCCGUUGAUGAGACAUAUAUGCUAUCAGCCUGAUGCGAUCGCCACAACCCCUAUUGAAUUCGGAGAGCUAUUUCCAUCCACAAGAAGAAUUCUUAUUCAACACGACGACACUACUCCCGAUGGCAAUCUGAAUCUCCGCAUCGAUACUGAGUUGACCAUCACUAAAGGGCACAAACUGAAGUUAACUCUCUUCCACCUUCGCAUGUACGAUCUCGCUGAACGCCAGUUCUCGCUUCGUCGAUAUCAACGGCAAUCGGGUCGGGAAGUGUGCAACUCGAAACGAAAGUACUUGAAGCCGGUCGUCCAGAAACCGUCAUCUUCAUCAUCCUCGCCUCGGCGACGGUCAUUCACCUCGACCCUUGCCAAGCUCAAUCUCAGAACACUGAAGAGCAAGCCUCGGCCGAAGCCAGCUGAAGAAAUUCCACACGAGGAGUCAGACGAUGAUUUCAGUGCUUUCGCCGCACAAGUGGACGUCAAAGCCACCAUUCCCACGGAUACCAUCAGACUCGAGUUCUCCAACUACGCCCAGGUCGAACUGGAACGGAGUAAGGCCGGAGACAGCAGAUAUGAAUUUGAGUAUUGGGGCGAGCGGUAUUCUUGGAGGCGGAACAUGUACCGGGAUGAUUCAGAGCUGGUUUUCUCUUUUGAGCUAAUCGCAUCGUCCUCGGGUGCCUGUAUUGCUCACAUCACUCCAGACAAGUUGUCACGGAGACAGAGCAGACAAGAAGCAGCCCUGGGUGGUUGGGUCCCACCGUGCAGCCUGCGGCUCACAGAGAAGGACAUCUCGAAUGACUUGGGAGACGUGAUUAUGGCAACUGGACUCAUGACCCUUGUGGAUGACUGCAUCAAGAGACGCUGGGACGAGCCACACCGCUCCUGA
Molecule: messenger RNA, 1185 nt
Organism: Fonsecaea erecta
Lineage: Eukaryota; Fungi; Ascomycota; Eurotiomycetes; Chaetothyriales; Herpotrichiellaceae
Exons: 1
Coding region: 1-1185 (394 amino acids)
Source: RefSeq, a predicted model, not a curated record